AUGUCAGCCCUUCGCGGUGCUCCAGCGGGGGUCUUAGAGCUUCAGCGCAGCAGUUCAUACCAAGUCCCCGAGCACCCGAAACACCGAUUUGAGGAAGUGGAGGAGGCACUAGAGAUCGAUGACAAUGAACAGUCCCGGAGGCAGAAGAAUUACGAUGAAGAGGUGGACGAGUCAGUCCGGGAAGAUAUGAGCAAGCUUGAAGACACAUUUCCAGGCAUUAUCCACAGAUUUCGCUUGGUGAAUCGGAUUGGUGAAGGGACGUUUUCAACCGUGUAUAAAGCAGAGGAUUUGCUAUACGACCAUUAUCACAACGAUUGGGAUGUCUUCGCGCAAGCACAACAACAAGAGUCAUGGCCAAGUCCGUCUUCUAAAAAGCGGCGAAUUGAUGGAGAACCAGGGCAGCGCAAACAGCCCCGAUAUGUUGCGUUGAAGAAGAUCUAUGUCACGAGCAGUCCAAUUCGGAUCCAGAACGAACUAGAACUGCUCCACGAUCUACGGGGCUGCAAAUCAGUCUGCCCGCUGAUUACGGCAUUUCGGUAUCAAGAUCAGGUUGUUGCAGUCUUGCCCUACUUCCCACAUUCCGACUUUCGCAUUCAAUACCGCACCUUCAUGGUGGCAGACAUGCGCCAUUACCUUCGAUCACUCCUGACUGCGUUGCAAUCCGUCCAUGAACAUGAUAUUUUGCACAGGGAUAUCAAGCCAACGAAUUUUCUCUACAACCCUGAACUGAAAGAGGGCGUGCUGGUCGACUUUGGUCUUGCAGAGCGCGAAGGUUCCGAGUACACCAGUCAGUGUCUUUGUGCCCAUCAGACCUAUGUUCGGCGCAGCAGAAUUCUUUCUAGCUACUAUUCUAAAAACCCACCAACCUCAGGGUUAUCGAAUGGGUACCCUAAAAACGACUCUCGCUCUUCACGACGAGCAAAUCGGGCCGGAACUCGAGGCUUCCGUGCACCUGAAGUCCUGUUCAAGUGUACGUCACAGACCACAAAGAUUGACAUGUGGUCAGUAGGUGUCAUCCUCCUGACCCUACUCGGACGUCGAUUCCCUUUCUUCAACUCGGCGGAUGAUAUCGACGCCAUGAUCGAGAUGUCAAGUAUCUUUGGUACCCGGCGCAUGAAAACCGCAGCGGCUAUGCAUGGGCAAAUCUUUGAAACCAAUAUCCCUACCAUUGGAGAGAAAGGCUACAGUUGGGAAAAGCUUGUGAAAUGGUCCAGUUGUGUUGAAGAUUUGACCGAGAGUGAACAACAAGCGACGCGUCUCCUGGCUGGACUUAUGGAACUGGACCCUAGCAAACGCUUCAGUGCUGAGGAGGCUUUGCAGCAUGAGUUCUUUACUCAGCCUGUUCAUCAUGACGUUGAAUGGGGAGGUCAUCCGGAAGAGAGUGGUGAGUCCGGCGAGGAAGAGGAAGAUGGUGACGAUGAGGCGGAUGAGGUGGCCAUGCUAUGA
Penicillium argentinense is the source of this 1446-nucleotide messenger RNA. Its product is annotated as serine/threonine protein kinase CDC7. Gene Ontology annotation, biological process: mitotic DNA damage checkpoint signaling; protein phosphorylation. NCBI's taxonomy places the organism in Eukaryota, Fungi, Ascomycota, Eurotiomycetes, Eurotiales, Aspergillaceae. The transcript has 4 exons. Bases 1 to 1446 code for a protein of 481 amino acids. Gene Ontology annotation, cellular component: nucleus. The record is from RefSeq and is a predicted model, not a curated record. Gene Ontology annotation, molecular function: protein serine/threonine kinase activity; ATP binding.